CGGGAGGCGGAAAGGCGCUGAAUCACCAGCGUCUGUGCAGCCGCAGGGGCAGGCAGGUGUCGCCUGCAGGUGUGCCUCUCAGGUGUCCUGACUGGACACCAGCUUCUGGGCUGUGGGGAGCAUCACGGAGCCUGGAGAUUGCUAGGGAUGGAGUUCUAGAGGCUACAUCUGGCUCAUCCACCGCCAAAGGGAGCCUGCUCCAAAUCCACUGCCCUGGCAGCGUCAUCCUGUGUGAGGCAGAAUGGUGUCCCCAACAGGAGCACUGUCUUCAUUGCUGCUGCUGGCCGCCAUUGCAGGUGGCAGGGGCCAGCAGUGCAGCGAGGGGAGGACUUAUUCCAACGCCAUCAUCUCGCCUAACCUGGAAACUAUCAGAAUCAUGCGGGCAUCUCAAACCUUCUCCGUGGGAGACUGCACGGCAGCUUGCUGUGACCUGCCCAGCUGCGACCUGGCCUGGUGGUUUGAGGGCAGCUGCUACCUGGUGAACUGCGUGCACCAGGAGAACUGUGAGCCCAGGACCACAGGCCCCAUCCGGUCUUACCUCACUUUCGUGCGCAGACCUGUCCAGAAGCCCGAGCAGCUGCUGGACUACGGAGACAUGAUGCUGGGCAGGGGUUCCCCCUCUGGUGCUUGGGGAGACUCCCUUGAGGACCUCAGGAAGGACUUGCCCUUUCUAGGCAAAGAUGGGGGGCCGGAGGAGACUGCCGAGUACUCCGAUGACUACAAGGAACUGGAGCAGGGCCUCCUGCGGCCCUCCAACCAGCAGGACCCCAGAGGCGGCGCUGAGUACCCCGACUGGAGCCUGCUGCCCGGCAGUGAGGGAGGUUUCAAUGUCUCAGCUGCAGAAGACAGCUCCGCUGCUUCCACAGAGAAGCAGAAGGACCCCACACCCCAGCCACUGGACCAGCAGCAGCUGGGGGCCCUGAAUGAGUCCACUUGGUCCCCUACCCCCGGGCACUCAGCAGAAAGCAGUGUGUGGCCCCCCUCUGGGACCAUAUUACCUGCAGGAGAGGGGAUGGACAGAGAGACUUUACAGCUCCAAGAACAACCCAGCAAUAGCUCUGGAAAAGAGGUUCUAAUGCCUUCCCCUAGUCUGCCCUCUGCCAGCCUGGAGUCCAGCCCAGCCACGGUGGAGCAAAGCUCCAUUCUUAUGGUCGCCCCACGGAGCACAGGACGCAGCCCCCCAACGUUUCCCACCACUACAGUUCUCCCUGGGCUGACCCCACCUGCGAGGCCUGUGUCACCGACUUCUUCUCCCAGGACAGUAAAGGCGCUUGCAGUGUCUGCUGGAGAUAACCUUGUGAUAACCUUACCGGACAGUGAAGCAGAACUGAAGGCCUCUGUUGAGCCAGCGCCCCCUGCAGACACAACUUACAGCUAUAAAUGGAGUUUAAUGAGCCACCCUGUAGACUUUCAAGGUAAAAUCAAACAAGAGAACAAGCCAACUCUUCACCUCUCUCAAUUGUCCGUGGGACUCUAUGCCUUCAGAGUAGCUGUUUCUAGUGAGGAUGCAUUUGGAGAAGGCUAUGUCAACAUCACUGUUAUGCCAGCUGCAAGAGUCAACCAGCCACCCACGGCAGUUGUUUCUCCUCAGAUACAGGAACUCACUCUGCCCUUGACCUCAGCCCUCAUCGACGGCAGCCAAAGUACAGAUGAUACUAAGGUAGUGAGCUACCACUGGGAAGAAGUCGACGGGCCCUUCCUCGGAGAGGUGUUUCUGGCUGAUGCUCCAGUCCUACGCUUGUCGAACUUAGAUCCUGGUAACUACACUUUUAGGUUGACCAUCACAGACUCAGAUGGCGCUACUAAUUCCACCACAGCAACCCUCAUCAUCCAUGGUGCCAUGGACUACCCACCUGUUGCCAAUGCAGGACCAAAUCAGACCAUAACUUUGCCUCAAAACACCAUAACUCUGAAUGGAAACCAGAGCAGUGAUGAUCACCAGAUUGUCCUCUAUGAGUGGUCCCCAGGCCCUGGCGGUGAGAGCAAAGAGGUGGUCAUGCAGGGAGCACAGACCCCAUACCUCCACGUGUCUGAGCUGCGGGAAGGAGAGUACACAUUUCAGUUGAUGGUGACGGAUUCCGCAGGACAGCAAUCCGCUGCUCUGGUCGCCGUGAUUGUCCAGGCUGAGAACAACCAGGCUCCGGUGGCUGUGGCAGGCCCCGAUAAGGAGCUGUUCUUCCCGGUGCAGAGCGCUACACUGGACGGGAGCGGGAGCAGCGAUGAUCACGGCAUCGUCUGCUACCACUGGGAGCACAUCAGAGGUCCCAGUGCAGUGGAGAUGGAGAAUGUGGACAAAGCCAUAGCCACGGUCAGCGGGCUGCAGGUGGGUACCUACCACUUCCGUCUAACCGUGAGAGACCAGCAGGGGCUGAGCAGCACAUCCACCCUCGCCGUGGCUGUGAAGAAGGAAAAUAAUAGUCCUCCCAGAGCCCAGGCUGGUGGCAGACAUGUUCUUAUACUUCCCAAUAAUUCCAUUACUUUGGAUGGUUCAAGGUCUACUGAUGACCAAGGGAUUGUGUCCUAUCUGUGGAUCCGGGAUGGGCAGAGUCCAGCUGCUGGCGAUGUCAUCGGAGGCUCUGACAGCAGGGUGGCUCUGCAGCUCGCCAAUCUGGUGGAAGGAAUCUACACUUUUCACCUGCUGGUCACUGACAGUCAGGGGGCCUCGGACUCGGACACAGCCACGGUGGAGGUGCUACCAGACCCCAAGAAGGAUGGCCUGGUGGAGCUGAUCCUGCAGGUUAGUGUCGAGCAGCUGACCGAGCAGCAGAAGGAAACCCUAGUGAGGCAGCUGGCUAUGCUUCUGAAUGUGCUAGACUCAGACGUGAAGGUGCUCAAGAUCCAGGCCCACACGGAUGUCAGCACUGUGAUUGUAUUUUAUGUGCAGAGUGGGCCACCUUUCAAGGUUUUCAGAGCUGCUGAUGUGGUCCGGAAUCUGCACAGGCGGCUCUCAAAGGAGAAGGCAAGCUUCUUACCCUUCAAGGUCUUGAGGAUAGACACAGCAGGUAUAACAAAGCCAAUUAGCAAACGGUUUACCAUUGUGCAAAUGUGUUUAUCACCUACCUCUGGCCUUCUCGUUUUUGCAGAGUGGAGUGUGUUCUACGUGGCAGCGCUGGCAUUGAUCCUGACAGUGCUAACUGGAGCUGUAACUUGGUUGUGCAUCUGCUGCUGCAGGAGACGGAAAAGGACUAAGAUAAGGAAGAAAACCAAGUACAUCAUCCUAGACAAUAUGGACGAACAGGAGAGAAUGGAACUGAGGCCCAAAUACGGCAUCAAGCACCGGAGCACCGAGCACAACUCCAGCCUGAUGGUGUCAGAGUCCGAGUUUGAAAGCGACCAGGACACACUGUUCAGCCGAGAGAGGAUGGAGAGAGGGAUCCUGAAGGGUUCCCUGAACGGCUCUGCCAGAAAUGGCGCUUCCUUCGGCUACUGCUCAAAGGACAGAUAAUGGGCUGUGUGUGGAGGGACCUCUUGGGCCUGUGACUCAGUACCAGACAGUGGGAGUUAAAAUGCAAAACUGACUCCUGCUGGGCACAGCACAAUUAUCAACCCUUCCCAGGGGCCUUGCUCUGUGCUCCACAUAUUUAUUAAAAGACCCGGGUUCUUGGAAUUUUCAAGACAAAAGAAAACACUGCUUAUUCAACUGAUGCUCAUUAAUAGAGAAAAGGGUGCAGAAGACGUCCGCGGAGUGUGCUGAAAACAGUUUUGUGUCUCUGUGCUGGACACUUUAGUAUAUUUAUUGUCCAUGGUGAAAUAAGGCGAACGCUUGUUUAUUUAUAGCCCUGUAGGAAAGACAAGUUAAGCUCUGUAGAAGCUGUGACAGCCUUUAAGAAAAACCUUCCAGAAGUGGCUUCUCAGAGGGGCUGCAGGGUCAGCUUGCAGUUCAGCUAAGAGGCAGGAGCCAUCUGUGUGCAGCGGGCUUCCUGUGUUGACGUGAUGUUCGUGAUGCAGCCAAUUGCUGGCUAGGCUAGAAAUUCAGGAGUUAAGGAAGAGUCAGAAUCCAAGAACAGGAGGCAGUAGAGACGGGAAGGGGAUAAGGACUUGCAGGUUGAACGCUGAAGGUAGCCUUUAAUAUUCUUUUCUUUCUGUCUAUCUCAUUUCUUCUCAUUCUCUCUCUCUCUAAGAAAAAGAAACCACAGUGGGGCUUCUCUCACUUGGUGGACAUUAAAACUGACUGCUUAUGCACUUGACUUUUAUUGAGUAUGUACCUUAGCACUGCCAUAGAAAAGGAGAAGGACUUAGUGACUGUGGACAUAUUCCAAAACUCUGAAAUACGUUCUUCAUGAGGGGAGUGUGGUCAUCAUGCUCUGAGCUCCUACAAAGACUUUCCACAGAAGUAACUGGGUAGAAAGUUCACUGUUUAUGCUUUAAAACGUAUUUAAGGCGCUGGAGAAAUGGUUCUAUCUGCGGCCACUCACUGCUCUUGCAGAGGACUGUGGUUCAGUUCCUAGCACUCAGAUGGUGGCUUACAACUGUCCAUAACUCCAGUUUCAGGGGGGGUCCAGUGCCCUCUUCUGGCCUCCAGCAGCAGCAGGAAUGUACAGAGUUCAUACAUGUAAGCAAAAUAUUCAUGCACAUAAAAUAAAAUCUUAAAACCUUAUCUAAAAUGUAGAGAACUAAGUCUUACUUUAGUUCUUAACACAAAAAGGAAUUAAACCAUAUCCUCUCCUAAAGUGGCACUCAGAGCAAUGAAGUAGAGUUCAUUGCAGCCUGAGAUGUUGAUGGGCUUGUGGUAGUUGCCCAGCUGCCCACAGCCCCGAGGUUGGUAGCCUUGGCAAUGUCCUUGGCAUUCAAAGAGUAGAAGAGCCCAACACUGUAGCCUAGCACCUGGGAAAGGAGAGCAAGGAGGAGCAGUUCAGUGAUAGCCUUGGCUAUGCACUAAGUUUGGAGACAGCCUCGACUACAUGAGACCCGAUGUUAAAGAAUGAAGAAAAAAAAAUCAGGAGAAUUAGAACCAUAACAUAAAUUUUAGUAAUUAUUUGUUUCUGGAAUCUUCUAUUUCUGAACUAUAGGUAAUAGAAAGCUCAAAAAAAAAAAAAAACAUGAGUAAGAGUCCACUGUAUUAUACUUUUCUGGGGAAACAGUUAAAUUAAAAUGUAUAGGAAUGCACUUUUAUUUUAAAGGUAAUUUAUUUGUGUAUGCCUAUAAAUCCUAGUUCAGUGUUAUCUAUAUUAUUAGAGGAAAAGUGAUUUUUUUUUUCAACAGCAGUAUUUAGUUUCAAGAACAGAAUCUUCCCUAUCCUUAGACCAGUAUGACGCUACUUUUUGUGGGGAACUGGACAUUUCUGGCAUAGAGAGUGUGGCCCAAGUUAGAACAAUAGAGUGUAGUAGUGAAGCCUGUGAAGACCUCCUGCUUUAUGUAUGCAUAAGUAUGCAUAAUGUAUGCAUCACUCAUAAUUAGUUGACCUUUGCAAUUAGUCUUGAAAGGAGACAUUCCUACGCCAUAGACACUCACUGGAGGUCCGUGGAGCAUGAGUGCUUUUCCCAGGGUCACAGUCAGCGGUGGAUCUGGAAGUGAUCUGGAAGUCGAGUGCCAAGACCCGCUUUCCAAGCCAUGAAUAAGUCCAGCCUUCAUGUUGGAGGGCAGAUCCUGGUGAGCCUUUCAGACCCCGGAAAGUUCUGUUGCUGGGGCGAAGAAGAAAUCUUUGAGUGUGUCAGAAAGCAAGACCAAGUGGGAGAACAUGGACCUAGACCCUUCCACUGGGACCCACUCUGAACUACCCCUCCCUCGAGGUUUUCAACGUGUGUGCUGGUUCUGUCCUUGGCUAUCUCAGCUGGGCCCCUCUGAUCCAUAAACCACAAAAGAACCUUGAAUCUAUGGCAAACCAGAAAUAAACGUCACAAUGGUUACUGGAAAAUGAA
Messenger RNA from Peromyscus maniculatus bairdii (prairie deer mouse), 5858 nucleotides. Lineage: Eukaryota; Metazoa; Chordata; Mammalia; Rodentia; Cricetidae. The record is from RefSeq and is a predicted model, not a curated record.